Cuscuta campestris is the source of this 949-nucleotide messenger RNA. The record is from the annotation of a GenBank genome assembly. Lineage: Eukaryota; Viridiplantae; Streptophyta; Magnoliopsida; Solanales; Convolvulaceae.
AUAUAAUAUUUGUUUACAUUAGCAUGAGAUGUGUAAACAUAUUAUAUCUGCCUAUACAUGAUAGGAUAACGAUGAACAGUUGGCCAUCAGGGCACAACUCCAACACCCUCCUCGUCAUGGCGAUUCUUGAUGAGUACAACAUCAAGACCGACGUUGGGCCAAAGCAAAAGGGGACAAAGUAUUGGGAGAUUGAUGAAUCCUCCUUCAACUCGGGCACCGACGAAACUCCGUUCCGACAGCCUCGUCCACGACGCCAACCAAGGGAUGCUUCUUCAAACACCCCAUCUCUAGCCGAGCAAAUGGCCGCCUUGACCCUCACCCUUUCUCGGAUCCACACCAACGUCUCCCAAACGGCCCAAAAUGUCAACAUUUUGAGCCGUGAGCUUCACGGGUAUUUUGACUUUGUCAACUACCCUUACGCUCCUCCGCUAAACUUCGGGGGUGAACCAAGCGGGACAAAUGACGUUGGAGUUGAAGAUGGUGAAGAAGAAGAGGAAGAAGAAGAAGAAGAAGAAGAAGAAGAAGAGGAAGAGGAAGACAUUGACAAAGACCAACUCCUCGAUGAUCUCUCCUUUAUGCCAGCUGAAAAUCAAUUGUCAGCUAAUGACAUUCGAAUAUUGGCUACUGCAGUUUCUGAACUCAAAGUUCAGAACCAUCCAAUAGUCGACUGACACAAGUUGUCAUUCGAUUAUCUGAGUUUCUUGUUCAAACCUAGAAACUUCUGAGAUGCCUAAUAGUCGAGUGACAAAACUUGACAAUCGACAAUCAGUGUUACUGUUGCCCUCCAACAGAUAGAAUUUUAAAUUUUUGGACACGAAAUCUUUUGAUACUGUAACACCCGCCUUCCGUGGACCCGGUUCACCCGCGACCCGACAGACCGGCAGGGUUACAAGGACCGUCCGUUACAAAAACAUUGAUGAUUAUUUAAUAAGAAAACAGGUGUGUUUUG